Molecule: messenger RNA, 4607 nt
Organism: Conger conger (European conger)
Lineage: Eukaryota; Metazoa; Chordata; Actinopteri; Anguilliformes; Congridae
Product: CUB domain-containing protein 1-like
Exons: 9
Coding region: 119-2569 (816 amino acids)
Source: RefSeq, a predicted model, not a curated record
CCUGGUUGUUCCUCGUUACGUGCGUGGAUUGUUCCCACUGCGACGGUAUCAUCGCCCAUUUUGACGAAUUAAAGUUUAAUAAACUGUAGUGAUUUUCAGAAUUAAAUAGCUGUUUUUAAUGGCGGGCUGGUUUCCUCUGCUUGUUGGACUGUUCCUAGCGGUUGGGUUAAAUAUCUCAGGGGGCCAAGCUCAAUCUGACCAUACAGACCAGAAUAUGAGGUUCACCAUCUCCAGGCAGGGUUCCAUGGAUUCAGACUGCACUGUAUGUGUCAACUCCAAGAAACCGUGUCUCAUGAAGACCAUCAGUGUUACCGACAUAUCCUCUGUGACGUUUGACAAAUGCCCCCACCCACAGCAAGUCUUCACUGUGGAGAUAUAUCAGAAGAUUGGUUGCGAUGAGUUAUCCUGCAGUGCAGACAUCGUCCAUGCGGAAACAUCACAUUUAACAAAUUUGAAUAGAACCUUUAUCUGGGAUUUGGUGCCUGAGCGCCCAAAGUCUUUCCAGCUGACCUUCACUGGUACGGGCAUGAGGCAGAUCUUACCCACCGAGACGUGCCCAGAUCAGCACACGUAUACCGUAAUGGCUAACCAGUCCACUGGAAUUGCUGCCAUUGGAACCUUCUGCCGACACGGCACAAUCACCUCCAUCUUGGCACUGUCCCAGAGCAGGCUGGUUUUGGAGGUCCCAGGGGGACAGAGACUGGACUCUGUCCGCUUCCAGGUGUCUGUUGGCCCAGAGAUCAAAACUCUUGCAUUAGUUAAAGUGACACUGCCGUCUGGACCGUCAGCCACCAAGUACUUCUCUCCCAACUACCCCAGAAGCUUCCCUGAUGACGACCUGAUGACCUGGGAGAUCCACGUCCCGCCGGAGCACAAUUUCACCGUGCAGUUCCUGAAGUACACAGAGCCACAGUGCGUCAAGAAGGAGGUGGUGGUGGAGUAUCACAAGACAGACAAUAUGUCCAUGAUGUUCACUGGCAAGAGUCUGUCAAGUCCUCAGCCUGCAAACCGGCAGGGGAACUUCUCCCUGUCCCUGAGGAACUGUGAGAUGGAGAGGAAGUCCUCAGCUGGCCUCACCCUGAACUUUCAGGUCUCUGUGGCCAGGAGCAUCAAGCAAGUAUCAUGUGCUGUGGACCUGCGAAAGGAAGAAAGAGUCCAGCUCCUCAUUGAGAAGAAAGACCAUAAGUCAGACUGCCAAAUGAAAAAGAACUCUGUUCUCCAGGAUACAAUCACAGUGGCCUCAGGGAGUCUUGACAGCUUAUUUUUCAAAGACUGCCUUAGUGACGACCUUAUGUUAACCAUCAACAAAACCAUUGAUUGUCAGUGGAAGGAGUGCUCGGUAGUGCCUCUUUCUGUUCCCGACCUGCGGUGCCUGCCUACGCCCCUACGUAAGAUCAGCUGGCAUCUCCUUGCCCCAGAGGACGGAACGGUGGAACUGGUGCACAGGGGCAACCUGCAGCAGCUCCUGCCUGGCCAACCCUGCAAUGCCAACUUCAGACUCAGAGUCGACGAGGGCAACACGGUCACUGUCGGAAGCUACUGCCCGAAAGGCCCUAUCCAGAAGAUCCAGGUCCGCGCCAAUGUGUCUGUAACUGCCACAGCCAGCGCCAAAGAUGACCUCCGCAGGACCUCUGAGUCCUUUCUCAAUGUCUCCUUCAGGAAAGAUAUCUCAGACAGAUACAUCUUCACAGUCGUACCUGAAAAGGAUGUCCCAGUCUUGCUGGCCACACCCAGCUGGCCAGAUGGAAUGAGUGACCACUCCACCAUCUCAUGGAUAGUCACAGUGCCUCCAGACUACCAGGCCAACCUGGUGUUCCUCCAUGUCAGCCAGCCCAAGUGCAGGAAUCGACAUACCAUUAUAAAGGUGCAGACACUGGGCUCCCGCGAGGAGAUGUUCAGCCGUCGGGAGGAUGAGCAGUCUGAGGAUGAGCUGAGCAUCCCAGAGACCUUCUACCUCAACAUGUCCAACUGUGAGCCAGAGCUGGGAGCCUUCAGUGUGCUCUCCCAGAUUACACUGGAGGAGAAUACCGGCCCUAUCCUGGGUAUCGCUCUGGGGACCAUCGCUGGGCUUCUGCUCCUCCUGCUCCUGAUCCUGAUCGUGGUGUGGGUGAUCCGGAAAAAGAAGAGGCAGGAGACUCACAAAACUUCCAUCUACAACCCCAAUGGUGCCAACUUUCCCCCAGGACAUCGCAUGUUCCCUAAAUCUCGUGAGGAUAACGAGUCUCACGUCUAUGCAUCCAUCGAGGACACCAUGGUGUAUGGGCACCUCCUGAAGGAAUCGGAUUACCCCACAUCUGACAGCGACCUUGAGAUCAAGCCCGAGGUGGACACUUACCGCGGCUUCACUGGGCCCACAGAAGCCCCACCUCCACCGCUGCCUCACAGCCACAGGCAGAAGCUUCCGGAGCCCGGGGCCCCUGAAGUGGACGUGUACCGCCCUUUCAUAGACCAAUCUGAAAGUGCCCUGCCCGUCCAGGACAAAAUGGUGGAAAACGAGCUGUAUGGCCCCGGCAGCAAUGGACUCGGCUCACCCGUUUCGCCCACUCCCGACUCCCACAGCGAACAAUGAGCAAAGCCAGAGCAAUGCAGGAACGGAGGGUGUAUGUGCAUGCCUGCUGGGAAGUGCACAGAGAGGUGCAUGAUGGGCACCAGAUUUCAGGGAAUUCACGUAAAACAUAUCUCCACUUUGCAGUAGAUUCAGACAUUUCUCUUUUUUCCAGUAUGGGCUUUUCGGUUCUGAAAUGGAAAUAUCCACUCACCAUGCAUCUCUCUCUCUCUCCUCUCUCUCUCUCUCUCUCUCUGCCUCUCUCUCUCUCCUCCCCCCCCGCUCCCUCACACACACACACACACACACACCACAUUUUUAGUAUUUUUUUAUUUUUAUUUUUUACUUUUGUUUUUUUUUAACCAUUUGAUAUUGAUAGAGCAGUGGAAAUGCAGUGAAACCCUUUUUAAUGCCACUUUUUGUUGAUAUAUUUACAUUUUGCACUACAUUCUUUACACACCCUAUUCAAAUUUCAGAAAGCUUUUUAAAUCAUUGAAAUCAUUUCAGUAGGUUUUAAACUAUUCUAGGACCUGUUUUAGGAGACACACACACAUUUCUAUGAGUGAAGGAAAUUCCUUACUGCUGAAACACUUGAAAUACUUAAGAAAUAUAAACAUAUUAUCAUAAAAGUGCAUAGAGUUGAAGAAAGUAGAGAAAGUAGGUUUCAGACACUGAAUGAAACAAUGAUUAAAUGAAUGUUGGGUGUUCUCAGUUCUUAUUUGUCAUUAUUGGGUUGGUUCCAACACAUGCCAUAAUUUACAUUUAGUUACAUUUGUGAAUGUAUUGGUCACCUCUGGUCACCUGUGGUCACUGUGGCCAAAGAAAGUUUGUUUAUGUAAGUUGUUUAAAUAUAAAUGUUUUUAUUUUUUAUUUCCAUUUCAAUCAAGCAUGGAGUUAUUUAUUUUGAAAUGUGCAGCAGUAUGCAUUUUGCUGGCAAUGAUGUUUGCAAACAUUUAUAUUUUCUCUAGUACAGCUAUUUCAAUUGUUCAAUUACAAACUUCAGGUCAAUGGAAUAGUCACAAUACUUUGAGUAGAGCAAAGAGUCUGUUUUUGUUUUACUGGUGAUAGAUAGAUAGAUAGAUAGAUAGAUAGAUAGAUAGAUAGAUAGAUAGAUAGAUAGAUAGAUAGAUAGAUUUUAUUAUUUCUAAUAGGACUUGAUGUACAUUUGUAAAGAAAUUAAAAUUCGUUAAGUCAGUUAUUUGUAGGAAUGCAGUGUGUGUCAUACAGUUUUAUAGAAAGUCAUGGACUGCAAACUUUUCUUGCUCCCCACUUAAAUGUGUUUUUCAGUUUCUUAAAUAUAUUAAUAGCUUAUCAAAUUAUUUAUGGAGGAAAGAGGAAACCCCCAAUAGUUUAUAUACAUUUUUUAAGGUGAAUCUUUUAAGGAGGUUUAAGUUGUAUAAACAGCCAUAAUUGUUUUCUUUGUUCAUCAUAUGGGGAUAUUUCACAAGCAGGGUUAAGGAGUUCGCUGGCUGACUGUGAAAUGUUUUGAAAUUACCCAGGCUUUCAUCCAAUCAUACUUCUGAAAUAUCUGGCUAGCUACAUUAUCCCAAGCAAUCAGAGGUCAUGUUCCUUCACUCCUCUGAUGCAAGCUCAUGGCAUGUAGUAAAUGUGCAUUGCACACCUUUAAUGCUAACAAAAUGGAGCCAAGUUACUAUGUUCAGGAUAAUUCUAUUUUUGUUUGUUUUUUCUUGUGAAAUGUGUAUGUAAUGUACAUGUAUUUAUGUUUUAAAGGACAUAGGGGUAUUUUUUAUAAAAAUUACACAGAAAAAAGCAAGAACUGGUUUGACAUGUGGAAACAGCAUUAACCUUUGUGAUUUUUGUUGGCUAGUAUAAAUUCAUACUCUUAUUUUACUUAAUAAAUAAAUAAAUAAAUGGCUUGACAUAGCUGGAUUGACCAGUUGACCCAUUCCAUGUUCAGCAGAAAAAUCAAAUUAACAGAAGAAAUCUGGUAAUCUUAUGAGAUUAAAUGUUGCUGAGCAUGGCAGACUGGUGGGAUGAGCUAACUUUGAUCUGUCAUCAUUUUGUGUAAAUAGUAGGUUAUGUUUAUGUCACAAACAAAAAU